This is a messenger RNA of Cajanus cajan (pigeon pea), 1519 nucleotides long. NCBI's taxonomy places the organism in Eukaryota, Viridiplantae, Streptophyta, Magnoliopsida, Fabales, Fabaceae. The record is from RefSeq and is a predicted model, not a curated record.
UUUUAAAACCCCCCUCAAAUUAACAUGAGUUGCGGUGUUUUGGGGGAACACUCAAAAUUGUAACAAUAGUGGCGGUUUUUAUCAUUUUUUGAGGAGGUUUAUGCCCUCCCAAAUUCAUAGGCAAAUUUUACCUGAAAAUUUUUCAUCAUUUUCGCCCCAAUUUAUUUUCACCAAAUCCCUCCAAUUUUGUCUACAUUUCCCCGCGAACACCCUUCCUCGUCUCCCAACCCUUCCCCACCUCUCCCCACACCCUCGAAGAAAGCGGAAAAUCUCCCCUCGAAGAACAGCUCGGUCGCGAUGGGUCUUCGCCAUUGCCUCCACCGCCGCCUUCGACGUCGUGUACGUGCCAUACCCAGGCUUCAGCGCCGCCACCAGCGACGUCAUCAGCAGGUUGAUCCGCCCCCCGCCGCCGCACUUCAAGCAGUUGGCCGCCUCCCUCGCGCAGGCGAAUCGCCUCGCGCGUUCACCGCGAAGAUGCGGUCGAAGGACUCGACGGUGGUGUCGGCAACGGAGGUGUAGGCGCCGUCGUUGAUGCCGACGGAGUUGACGAGGAUGUAGAGCGGCAAGUCGAAGGCGCGUUGGGCUGAGUCGAAGAGGGACUUGACCUGGGCCACUACGGCGCGCGGCGUGGCGGAGUUGGCGUUGAUUUGGGCCGCGACGGAGUGGGUUUGGGAAUGGAGAAGCCUGCAGCAACUAAGGUCAAGGAAGCAUUAUCCAAGGAAGCAUUGUUUUGAUAAGAAUAGGAACUGGCGCAGAUGGGUAUCCCCCUAUUUUCAAUUAGUCUAGGGUUUAAUGUUGUAAACCCUAAAAGGAUUCUUCCUCGCUACAGAAUGUGGUUAUUGUGUAGAAAAAAUCUAAUGAGCCUAAUAUCUGCUGAACAUCGAAUACGAUUGUGUCAUUUAGCCUGCAAAAGUUCAGAUUUUGUAAUGGUUGAUCCAUGGGAGGCAAAUCAGAGCACAUAUCAACGGACCUUAACUGUUCUCUCCAGAGAUGCAUUGAUUGGUAUUAAGAAUUUAUUCAUCAGAUAUCCAGAAGAACAAAGGUUGAACAAGUAUACUGCUAUAGAAAAACUUCGUGAGCGCAUUUGUGAUGAUGAUAAAGUGGUCCGAAAAUCAUUAUAUGAUCUUUUUAAAGUAGUGAUUUUACCUGGCUGUAAAGAGGAUUAUGACCUGGUUAAAUCUUAUGUGUCAAAGAUCCAAGAGAUGGAAGGUGAAUUGCAGCGUUUGGAAAAUUCAAAUGCGAAAUCUAGACAUUUUGUUGACUGGGUUGAUUCGGAUGAUAGCGGAUUCCAGUCAAAGAAUGCUUUAUUUGCAUGUGAUAAUGAGUACUCUUCUGAUUGUGAUGCCAAAGUGGACAUAAUAGGUAGAAUUUUGGCAGUUGUUUUGAUGAAUUAUUGUAUGAUGUAUCCUUGAUUUGAUUGUUAACCCUUGUGGCUGAUGUUAAUAAUAUUAUUUCUGACAAUUUUGUUAUAGUCGAGACAAUUGAAAUAUAAAAAGUUAUUUUUUUAUUGAAAUAUAAA